Messenger RNA from Mugil cephalus (flathead mullet), 2539 nucleotides. Its product is annotated as speckle type BTB/POZ protein. Gene Ontology annotation, molecular function: ubiquitin protein ligase binding. NCBI's taxonomy places the organism in Eukaryota, Metazoa, Chordata, Actinopteri, Mugiliformes, Mugilidae. Gene Ontology annotation, cellular component: nucleus; cytoplasm. Gene Ontology annotation, biological process: regulation of proteolysis; proteasome-mediated ubiquitin-dependent protein catabolic process. The record is from RefSeq and is a predicted model, not a curated record. The transcript is spliced from 12 exons. Bases 316 to 1644 code for a protein of 442 amino acids.
CUAACCCGGAAGUGCAGUGACAGCUCUUGUCAAAAAUCCUUCAUCCCUUUCGUCCAACUGCGAAACAAAGCUUGCCAGGAGGCUUUGGACAGACUCGCAGUACUGACACACCUACAGACAGAGAGACCUGACAGACAGAGUCCAGCUGGCUAGUUAUGGCAGCAGAAAGCAGAACAGAUGUGCAAGGUACUUUGAUCUAGUGCUUCGUAACGCCGGCCUAAGGGGAGGAGUCUGAACAGACUGUGUCCGAGGUGUGAGGGGUCCGUGGAGAUUUUACUCUCCCCCUUCCUGACCUUGGACCGGUAUAGGUCUUGGAUGGAGGGAAGGUCAGUAAAAAGGGUGCCCAUAGCUAUUUUGGAGUCUGCCGUUCUAUUGGAUUCUUUCCUCUGCUACUCUCCGCACGCCAGGUGUUCAGCUGGGAGCCAGCUUGACUGGUUAUUGGUCCAUCCCUCCUGCACACACCCCACACCUGGCUGGUGCUCCUGCCCCACUCAGGACCUUUGUCAAUCAACACCGGCAAUGUCCAGAGUCCCAAGUCCCCCACCCCCGGCAGAAAUGUCCAGCAGCCCUGUGGCAGAGAGCUGGUGUUACACUCAGAUCAAAGUGGUGAAGUUCUCCUACAUGUGGACCAUCAACAACUUCAGCUUCUGUCGUGAAGAGAUGGGAGAGGUCAUCAAAAGCUCCACUUUCUCAUCAGGAGCCAACGACAAACUCAAAUGGUGUUUGCGUGUGAAUCCUAAAGGUCUGGAUGAGGAGAGCAAAGACUAUUUAUCACUUUACCUACUCUUGGUUAGCUGCCCCAAAAGUGAAGUGCGUGCCAAGUUUAAGUUUUCUAUCCUGAAUGCCAAGGGAGAGGAAACCAAAGCCAUGGAGAGCCAGAGGGCAUAUCGUUUUGUCCAGGGGAAGGACUGGGGUUUCAAAAAGUUCAUAAGGAGGGACUUCCUGUUGGACGAGGCCAAUGGUCUGCUGCCUGAUGACAAACUCACCCUUUUUUGCGAGGUGAGUGUAGUGCAGGAGUCUGUGAACAUCUCAGGCCAGAACACUACAAACAUGGUGAAGGUUCCUGACUGCAGGUUGGCUGAGGAGCUGGGAGAUCUGUGGGAGAACUCCAGAUUCACAGACUGCUCACUGUGUGUCGCUGGCCAGAAGUUCCAGGCGCACAAAGCCAUACUAGCAGCCCGGUCGCCGGUGUUCAGUGCCAUGUUUGAGCAUGAGAUGGAAGAGAGCAAGAAGAACCGUGUGGAGAUAAAUGACGUGGAGCCAGAUGUCUUCAAAGAGAUGAUGUGCUUCAUCUACACAGGCAAGGCCCCCAACCUGGACAAGAUGGCUGAUGACCUGCUGGCUGCAGCUGACAAGUACGCUCUGGAGAGGCUGAAGGUGAUGUGCGAGGACGCUCUGUGCACGGGUCUGUCGGUGGAGAACGCCGCGGAGAUCCUGAUCCUCGCCGACCUGCACAGCGCCGACCAACUCAAAACGCAGGCCGUGGACUUCAUCAACUACCAUGCAGCUGAUGUGAUGGAGACGUCAGGUUGGAAGUCCAUGGUGAACUCUCACCCACACCUGGUGGCUGAGGCCUACCACUCCCUGGCCUCAGCGCAGUGCCCCUUCCUGGGUCCCCCGAGAAAACGGCUCAAACAGUCCUAGUGAUCUGGAGGGACUCUCCUGUCCAAACCCCGCUGUGUCCGUCUGUAUCAGCAACCUCACUGCUCCUCCCUUACAGUCCUCCUUUUGCUCCCGUAGCAUCCAGAGAUGCCCGACACUGACACUCAGGGCUUGGGUAGACAUAGUGAGGGGAGCUACCCAGCUGGGCAAAACAAUGGAUGACAGGACUCAUGCCAUAGAGGAGGUACCAGACAUUUCUGUAGGUUUGGAUUCUCUUACCUUUAUGAGAUCUGAACCUGAGUAUUUAUGGAUCGCGAGCCCAAAGCCUUGCACAUUCAGUGUCCUCUGAUCAUGAUUUUGAAAGGCUGGGACUUUAUUCUGCAGGUCACUCACGUAAAGGACUGAUCUUCUGGCUUCAAAGUGAAAAGUCAAUGCUAAGUCACUGAAAAUGUCAUUUUCAGGCAUAUUGUCUUGUACAGUGUUAAAGCCCAAACUGUGCUUAUUACAGGACAAGAGACGAGGAUCAGCCAACCGGGAAGAAAACCAUUGUUGAUGAUUUAAAUAGUAUUGGCAUCGUUUUCUAGGGCACAAACGUUUCUGUGGUAUGGAAGGUUUGAAUCUGACCAGUUUUUAUGUACAGGCCAGGAGGAACCUGUAUGAAUUGGGGCCAGUUGUAGCCCUAAACUAUUUGUCUUUGGUUCAUUUCAGAGUUGGGAUGAAUUUCUGCCAGAUCCGUAUGACGUGCAGUGUGAUGAACGGUAACAAUAUUUGUGUAAUCAAAUGAUUGAUCAACAGCGUUAGCACAAAAUAGAAAAAUCAUGAAACAGCAGUGUCUGCCUUCCUUCAGAAAAUAAAACUUUACACCUUCACCUUUAGCGUAUUCUCUGACUGAUGUCUUGCCCUCUAAAUCUGUAAAAUACAUCUGGUUUGAAUUUUC